This is a messenger RNA of Oldenlandia corymbosa var. corymbosa, 4424 nucleotides long. The record is from the annotation of a GenBank genome assembly. NCBI's taxonomy places the organism in Eukaryota, Viridiplantae, Streptophyta, Magnoliopsida, Gentianales, Rubiaceae.
AAAUAUUAUAUGCAUUGACCUUUUUUUGUUGGGGCUCAAUAAUUGAAGAAUAAUUCCAUCCAUUGGAAAUGACCGAGUAAUGCAGCAGGUGGAUGAAAAUGUUGGGUCUAAUUUCCCAUUGAUCCCAAGACUUAGUGCUACAUGAAUUUUCUGCUGUCCCAGCCUAAGUUCUUCAUUUUCUUACAAUCAUUCUGAAGCCCACUGCGUCAUUUUCACUCUUUCAACUUCACAAGUAAUCUAUAACCGUUUUUUUUUUCUUUUCCCCCAGAAGAAGAGAAAAGGGGGUUUCUUUUCAAUUUCAAGUUUGCAUCUUUUGGUGAAUUUCUCUUUGGAGAAGAUUAUAGAAAGCUUCUGUUUUGGUUCGUCAACAAAGGUAGAUGGCUGAUAGGAUAGUUGGAGUUGUUAUCGGUUCUGUGUUAAACAAAGUUCUGGAACUUGCUGCUGAAAAGAUAGGUCUUGCUUGGGGUAUGGACAAACAACUCAGAAAGCUUGCUGACAAGUUGGAGAUGAUUCAAUCAUUGCUGGAUGAUGCUCAAAGCAAGCAAUUAACUAGCAAAGUCUUCCAACUUUGGCUAAACAGGCUCCACCUCGUUUCUCUUGAUGCUGAAAUCGUGUUGGAUGAUUUUAGGUAUGAAGUUCUUCGUGAAAAGAUAAAGUGCCGAAAGAGGGACAAGUUAGACACCUUUUUCUCAUCCUCAAAUCCUCUUUCAUUUCGUUUGACCAUGGCUCAUAAGAUCAAGGCUGUUCUGUCAUCCUUAGAAGUGCUUCUUGCAGAAGCAAGUGAUAUUGGCCUUAUGCCACUAGAGUACAUAAAGUCAGUUCCUGACUUAAAGGACGAAAGGUCAACCAAUCCUUUCGUGAAUGAUUCAAAGAUCGUGGGGAGGGAGGAUGAUGUCUCAAAAAUGGUUAGCUUGCUAACUAGCACAAACUAUGAGGCGGAGCUACCAGUCAUUACCAUUCUAGCUAUGGGAGGUCUAGGGAAGACGACCUUGGCUCAGCUGAUCUACAAAAAUGAGACAGUUAAACGGCACUUUAACAAAUUAGCUUGGGUUUGUGUCUCUGACAAUUUUAAUGUCAUUAGACUCUUAGGUGAGAUGUUACAGUCUCUUACAGGUACAGACCACCAAUUGACAAGUACGGAAGCUCUAGUAAACAAGUUGAAAAUGCAACUGAGGAAUCAAAACUAUUUGCUUGUACUUGAUGAUGUUUGGAACAAUAAAGGAGAUGAGUGGGAUCACAUGAUGGCUUGCUUGCUAGAAGUUGGAGGUUCUAAAAGGAGUAGGAUUUUGACCACUACACGUGCUGAGGAUGUUGCUUUAGCUUUGCGAUCAUCUGAAUGUCAUCGGCUUGAUAGACUCUCAAAAGAACAGAGCUGGGAACUGUUUGUAAAAUGUGCAUUCGCGAAGAGAGGUGCUACUAGUACCCCACAAUUCGUGGAUAUUGGUAAAAGGAUAGUAGAAAGAUGUGGUGGUGUUCCACUAGCUAUUGAGAUAAUAGGAUGCUCACUUUACUGUAAGACUUCUGAAGCAGAGUGGUCAGUGAUUGAAAAAAGUGAAAUGUGGAACGCAAACAGUGGAGGAGAUAGAGUUCUUGCUGCCAUCAAAUUAAGUUUCAAUCAUUUGCCUUCAUUGUCAAUCAAACAGUGUCUUGCACAUUGUGCCAUUUUUCAGAAAGACACCACCUUGAAAAAAGAUCAACUUAUACGAUUCUGGAUGGCACAUGGCCUGCUAAAUCCUCCAAAGGGAAGCCUAUUUGAAAUGGAAGACAUAGGCAUCACCUAUUGUAACGUUCUUCAAAGGAGUUCUUUGUUCCAAGUUGCUGAAAAGGAUGACGACAAUAAUAUCACGGCUUAUAAGAUGCAUGACCUCGUCCAUGACAUUUCACUGAAAGUGUUCGAUGAUCAUUGCUUUCAUAUUGAAGGUCCAAAGGUCGAAAGCAAUCAAGUUAAAGCUAUGCAUGUAUCAAUCUAUUCAAGGGACAGGAUGCAUAACAGCUUGAAAGGUGUUUUUCCCUCAAGUCUGAGGACUCUUUAUCUGAAAGGUAUAGGCUUUGACUUGUCUGAUGAUUUUUUUGAAAACUUGACAUGUCUCCGAGUUUUGAUUAUUGAAGAUAUAUGUGCACGUACAUUACCUGAUUCAAUUGGUUUGAUAAAGCAUUUAAGAUUUCUUGACAUCAGCGCCACUAAGAUAACAAAGCUCCCAAAGUCCUUCACAAAGUUGUACCUUUUGCAAACCUUGAAAGUUGGGCAUUUUCAAGAGCUGCCAGAGGCCUUUGGUAAUUUAAUCAGCUUGAGGCAUCUUCACAUGGACAUGUUACCUAAAUGUCCUCUCUUAGGAUUAUGUCAAUUGAAAAAUCUUCAAACAUUAUCUUACUUUAAGGUGGGUGAAGCCCAGGGAUGUCAAAUUGGAGAGUUAGAACACUUAGACAACCUUAGAGAACUGAACAUACUAGACCUUGAAAAUGUUAAAAGCUGUGAAUCUGCAGCCAAGUCAACAUUGUCAAGUAAAUCAAGCAUUCAAACUUUAAAGCUUAGGUGGAGCAGCAUUUGGGGAGUUCGUGACGAUCUUGACGUCAUGGAGAGUUUAAAACCUCAUUCAAGUCUGAAAAAUUUGAGUAUCUAUGGUUAUCAGAGUCCAAAGUUUCCAUCCUGGAUGACGAUGGGAAAAAAUGGUUCAUUCAUACUCAGCAAUUUGGUUCAGCUGAAACUAGAGUGGCUUUUCAGGAGCAAAACACUCCCAUCACUUGGAGGCUUGCCUUUUCUUGAAUGUGUAGAGAUAAGUAAGUUACCCAGCGUGAAGAGCAUAGGAAAAGAAUUCUACGGUUUAUUAGAUUUUAAUUGGAAAACAAUAAAUAGCAGCAGGACCAUCACUGUGUUUCCUGCAUUGAGGAGACUUGAGUUAUAUGACAUGGAAAGUUUGGAGGAGUGGACUGAUGCAAUGCAAAUGAUUCCGACAACACAUUCAUCAUCCAUUCAAGUGAAACUAUUUCCUCUGCUUGAGAAGAUGGUUUUACGGGAUCUAAGUAAGUUGAAGAUUUUUCCAAACUUGGGUGGCCUGCCAAAUCUUCAAGAAUUGUUUGUAGAACGCUGUAAGAAUUUGACAGUUGCAUAUGAGGAUUGGAAUAAACUCAAUAAAGGGCAUGGGUCCCCUCAAACUUUUGAAAAUCAUGAUGAAAGGCAAUGGCAUUCACCUGAUGAUGAGGAAGAUGUUGGGGUUAAUAAAGAAAUCCAAUAUCACUUCCCAUCUCUACGAGAACUGAAGAUCAGUAGCUGCGACAAGUUUACUGCACCGUUUUGCAGCCUCAUCUCGAGUUUGGCUCUUGAAUCCUUAAAUAUCGACUACUGCCAUCCUGAUUCAUGGCCUAAGGAUCUGAACCGCCACAGCAACCUUAGGACAUUAGCCCUGGGUUCAACAUUCUUAGGGAAGGAUCAGCAACCUGACCAUCUGCCCUGGCCCUAUCCAAUCAUUUCCAAUGCUACAAGUUGUUCUAACUCUCUUACAUCCCUCGAAUUGUAUGCACGUGGAAAUGAAAAAGUCAAGUCCCUCCCUCAUCAAAUUCAAGAUGCGACAUUGUUGACGUACUUAUGUAUAGAUGGUUUUGAUGGGUUGGAGACGCUUCCAGAGUGGUUGGGGAACUUAGAACGUCUUCAGAGGUUGAAAAUUUCGAGUUGCAAACACCUCAAGCAAUUAUCCUCCGCGGUUGCAAUGAAGCGCCUCACCAACUUACAAACUUUGGUCAUCAGGUAUUGUCCCCUUCUGUCAAACUACUGGUUCGAAGGAACUUACUCAGAGUGGGUCAAGAAGAUUGCUCAAAAAAGUUCAAUUUGAUUAGCAGCUGCCUGCAUGCUCUUUCCAAUCCAACUUGUGAGUGCCUAAAAAUCCCUGUUCAUUUUUUUUUUCCCCCUUUUUCAUCAUUGCACAUAAACAGGUCUACAUUUCAUCAUUCAUGUCAUCAAACUCAACUGCUGUGCGCUGAUUGGUUUUGGCAGGUACAGAGAAAAUCCGCUUUCAUGAACAAGUAGUAUCAUAAAGCUUACUUCUUCUGCAAUGGAAGCUUUCGAGUACUUCUGAAAAAGAAUGGAUCAAUUUCAGAUAUCUAAUUGUGACCAUUUUGCAAUGCCUACAUGAUUUCCUGCAUUUUCUGCCUUACAGGAUGGUCCUUGUCGGUAUUUUUUGCGCGGAAACUGCGUGUUGGAGAAGUAUUUUUACCCCUUGUAAUGUGUGGCAGUUUGUUCAUGCAAAAGGAAGUGCCAUCAGUACUCUUCCUGCUGCGAUCAUGAAGAACAUGCAUACUUGUGCUAACCGCAAGUUAGUUUUAUUUUGGUCUUUGAGGAUCAUGACUUUCUAAUUAAAGUUGUAAAUCAAGUGGAUUGGACAUCUUUGUUUUACAUAUGUAUCUUUUGAUAAGAUUUUUUUUUUUCUUUU